CUUUAUUUUUUCUCGGCAUUUCAGGAUGUUUCUUUUGCAGACGAUAACCGGAUUGAGACUGGUUCAGUUCUUGCAAUGAACGAGUUGACGUCACGUGCACCUGAAAAAGAAAGAAAACCAUUCUAGGUCACCAUGGUAUUGAACCAAUGGCCAUGGGAAGUACUCCCACCAGCCCUACCAGUCCCAUGCCUGGCCACUCAUCUCAGUAUCUACCCAGCUACCUGCUUGGAGACUCCAUGUCUCACGGUGUAUCUCCUGUUUCUUCCCGUCUCUGGGUCAGCAGCGGUAACAGCCCACCGAGGUCUUCACUCCACCGAGCUAGCUCCCUUACCUCACCUAACACGUCCCUGGCUCACUACUCAACACCGAGUCGUUUUGAGAGUAGCGUGAGAGUAAAAGAAAAGGCAGGGGCUCCCCCAAUCAAGAGUCUUCUUCAGACCACAAGCCCCUCCCACUCAAGUGUGUCUAGUCCAUUUAGCACACCCUCACAGUACCCUGCCAGAAGUGGCGGCCUGUCUACGCCUGCUCCACCAACCACAGGCCUGUCUCAUGGGCUGUAUGAUACAAUGUAUGUGACACCUGGCGACAGCUCUCAUGGCAUGACAUCCUCUCGAAUUGCAAUGUCCCCGGCCCAAAUGGACCCGUUCUAUACACAGGGUGAAUCCCUCACCUCAGACGAUGUUCUUGAUGAAACAUGGAUCACUGUGUUCGGAUUUCCCCCAGCAGCGGCCUCCUAUAUACUACAGCAAUUCUCUCAGUAUGGCAAUAUACUCCGACAUGUUUUAACACCAGAAGGGAACUGGAUGCAUAUACACUACCAGUCGAAGAUACAGGCCAAGAAAGCUUUGAGCAAGAACGGCAAAGUUCUGGGCAACAAUAUUAUGGUUGGGGUGAACAGCUGUAUAGAUAAAAAAGUAAUGUUUGGUGACAAGGAAAAUAUAGGUUUCUCCGGCACUAGCAGCUUGACAUCGACACCAGGACUGGGUAAUGUGACCUCGCCUGCUCCCUCUGGUCUCAAGAACACUCCAAUCCGCUCACUAGCCGCCUCUUACAAGGCAGCACGCAGCGAAAAUGAGGUUGUUCAAAGCAGUCAAGCUCCCAGGAAAAACACCGGUUUCGUUAGUAAAGCUAUGGAAUACAUGUUUGGAUGGUGAUGGCAAUUGACGUGGAAAGAACUAAAGGACAUGUGAUAUAAUCUUGAAUAGAAUAAUCUGUGUAUAUUAACAAUGCAUGUCUUUGCCCAUUAUAUUGAUUGAUUAUGUAAUUUGUAAAUAGAUUUCCAUCUUUUUGAAA
Molecule: messenger RNA, 1293 nt
Organism: Dreissena polymorpha
Lineage: Eukaryota; Metazoa; Mollusca; Bivalvia; Myida; Dreissenidae
Product: nucleoporin NUP35-like
Exons: 11
Coding region: 147-1154 (335 amino acids)
Biological process (GO): NLS-bearing protein import into nucleus; nuclear pore organization; regulation of DNA-templated transcription
Cellular component (GO): nuclear membrane; nuclear pore nuclear basket; nuclear pore central transport channel
Molecular function (GO): structural constituent of nuclear pore; phospholipid binding; single-stranded DNA binding
Source: RefSeq, a predicted model, not a curated record